AGUUCUCGCGAGACUGACAGUAGUUGCCGCCGUAGCUGUUUGCAGGCUGCUAGCUGUCGGACACGCUGCCAUUUUUCGUUUCUGCUGCCUUUAUUAUUGGACUGACUGCGAUGGAAGAAUUUGAAGUCACAGACGAGGCAGAAAAGCCUAGACAUCGACCUUUCUUAAUCGGUGUUAGCGGAGGCACGGCCAGCGGAAAGUCUACAGUUUGCGCCAAGAUCAUGGAGCUUCUGGGGCAGCACAAGGUGGACCAUCGCCAGAGAAAGGUGGCCAUAAUCAGCCAGGACUGCUUCUACAACGUGCUGACUCCAGAUCAGAAGGCUAAAGCCCUUAAAGGACAGUACAACUUUGAUCACCCGGAGGCGUUCGAUAACGAGUUGAUGUACAAAACCUUAAAGGACAUCGCAGAGGGGAGGCCGGUCGAGGUGCCAACAUACGACUUCAUCACCCAUUCCAGGUUGGAAGACAGGAUCACAGUUUAUCCAGCGGAUGUCGUCCUCUUUGAAGGGAUUCUUGUUUUCUACCCCCAGAAAGUGCGCGAGAUGUUCCACAUGAAGCUCUUCGUGGACACGGAUUCAGAUGUCAGGUUGUCUCGAAGAGUGCUGAGAGACAUGAACAGAGGGAGGGACCUGGAGCAGAUUCUGAAUCAGUACACAACAUUUGUAAAGCCUGCAUUUGAGGAGUUUUGCCUGCCUACUAAAAAGUAUGCAGAUGUCAUCAUUCCGAGAGGGGUUGACAAUAUGGUGGCCAUCAACCUGAUUGUGCAGCACAUCCAAGAUAUUCUGAAUGGUGAUAUUUGCAAGUGGCAGCGGGGAAACAUCAACAGCCAUGGCCGAGCCUGCAAAAGGCUGACCUCAGAGCAGAGCGACCUGCAGAACGGAUCCACCAACCCUCCAAUUAAGAGGGUCCUGCUGGAGCCUAGUAGUCGGCCCCACUGAAACAGAGCGGAUGUGUGUGUGUGUGUGUAUGCGUGAACGGGAACAGAUAGGUACAGACCGUGGAGCUGCAGCGUGAACUGACGUUACUGUGCCGGAAUGUUACACGCUCUGCGGUUUAGGGUAAUAUCAGUGAUUCAAUGUAACAGGUUCGAAGAUCUGCCAUCUUAUUUGAUUGUAGUUACUAACAGGGUUCCUACACUGUAUGGAAGUAACCAGUGUUCCCAUAGGCUUUCUUUGUUUUGAUUUUUAAAAUGGGUAAAUAAGCAGUUACCAAACCAGGUCCUAUGAUUAUUAAUAAGAACAUGUUUUUUUUGAGUCAUGCCUUUGCACUUUUAAAUGUGACCAUGCUGGCAACUUCUUUGCUACUGUUAGGGAAGUAUAUUUAACGUAAAUUAAUACAAAUAACGUGGUUAUGUUCACGUACCUGUUCUGGUUUGCAAUAGCUUUCUACAGUGCAAAAGUAUUCAUACCUAUUCAACUUACCUGCAUUUUGAGAGAUUACAAACUGGCGGACUAAGUAGCGCAUAAUGUAGUGAAAGAAAAAUUAUAUGUGGCUUUCAAACUUUAUACAAAAUCUGACAGGUUUUGUAUUCAACCAUAUUUACUCUUAAGUAAAUAAAAUCCAGUGCAACCAGUCGCCUAAGGAAGUCAAUCAGGAAACGGUCCACUGGUAUGUAAUUUUAUUAAAGUCUUAACUGAAGGCCUCUGAGGUUUGUUUGGAGAACAUUAUUAAAGAAUUAUGGAGAGCAAAAAUCUCAGUGCUUAGAUAUUCUAAGAUGGGUCUGGAUACAAUUAUCCACCAUCGUGGUUUAUCGCAUACGAUCCUUUUAAAAUACAUUUGUGCUUAUAGAUACGUUUAAGGUGUAUGAAUACUUUUGCAAGGCAAAUGGAGAAAAAAACCCUCCCAGUUUGAAAGCACGUGCUUAUAUUCUGCUAAGUCUAUGCCUUAACUUUUUUUGUUUCACUUUAUGAACAGUGUACAUCAAUAAAUAAAACUUCUUUGCAAGUA
Molecule: messenger RNA, 1947 nt
Organism: Xiphophorus couchianus (Monterrey platyfish)
Lineage: Eukaryota; Metazoa; Chordata; Actinopteri; Cyprinodontiformes; Poeciliidae
Gene: uck1
Product: uridine-cytidine kinase 1
Exons: 7
Coding region: 111-938 (275 amino acids)
Molecular function (GO): kinase activity; ATP binding
Source: RefSeq, a predicted model, not a curated record